Messenger RNA from Nicotiana tabacum (common tobacco), 3524 nucleotides. The record is from RefSeq and is a predicted model, not a curated record. NCBI's taxonomy places the organism in Eukaryota, Viridiplantae, Streptophyta, Magnoliopsida, Solanales, Solanaceae.
CGUGUCCUUACAAAUGUUCAUUCCUCACCUUUUAUAGCUAUUUCUAAGUAAUACGUUUCUCUCCUUCCAUAAUGGCGUUAUUAUGGACAAUUAAUGACAUUUAAUGUAACGUUAUAAUUGACAAUCGUAACUGUUUCGGUAUAGAUUCUAUAACGUUUUCCGUAAUUAAUGCUCAUUAAUUAUCAAUAAUAUGUAUCUAUACUCUUUUGCUAUUUAGGUUCAUUCUCCCGAUGCUUCUUCAAAUUAUCAAGAGGUUCGAGCACCCAUUCCUUCUGGUUUUCUUGGAUCUUUGCCUGUGCCUGUUAAAGCUCAUGCCUCUUUAACUAUUCUUCGUCAACUAUCAUUCUUUUGUUGAUCCACGUGUCAUGACACAUCAACACAUAAUUAACUCGAUGUAAUAACUUGAUUUUUCCCAAUACAGAUAGUCCUCCCACUUGCCAUUUAUUCAUCAAUAGAAUAUUUGGGAAGUGGAUCUCAUUAAAGCGGGAAUUUUUGCCGCCAUUAUAUCUUCUCUGGAACUGACGCUUCAUAUGUCACUUCCAUUUAAUGCUCGUGACAUGUGGCAUCUUCCGAUUGGAUCUGCAACUCUUCAGCGUCUUUUAGGGCUUUUUUGCGGCUUCAUCAAUUACGAAGUGACAGUUUCCAUCAUUACACCUUUUCCUUUGACAGUUGCUUCUGAGUAUAAAUAUAGCCUGUCUUUGUCUUUUUCAUAAAAAGUUACUUAUCUUGAAAUAUUCAUUUUUAUUUUCUUCUUCCUCGUACAGUCAUGUCUUCUUCAAACCCUAAUCCUCGAAGAGUCCCCAUUGUUGACGAACUUCCUCUUUCUCCUGUUAGAAGUAGAAGAGGGGGAAGAUUGCGUAGUUUAAGGUCUUCAUCUAGACGGGGUGCUUCUUUACCUCCAGUGAGUUCUAACCCUUCUUCUAGAACUAGGGGUUCUUAUUCACAUAGAUCUUCUUCUAGAGGUAAAGAUUCUAGUGAACCAGUUCAUGAGCCUUUAGUAGAUGAGAUUGUCCCUUCUGAACUAUCUUUUUACACUGAUAGAGAAUCGAUCAGAAACCAAGUUUCUUCUAUGUCUUCUUUAGAUCGUGCCGACUUUUACCCUUCUCAAAUUACUGAAGGUUUAAUCUCUGUUGUUCGUAGGGAUUGCCAUUGGAGACCUUACUUCCCUAUCAUAAUUCCUAAUGCAAACCAAAAAAUUACAUCUUACAUGACCGGAUUUUCUUUUGUGUAUACAUAUCCCUUUACACUGAAUUUCAAACCCCCCAUUGAUCCUGUUAUCAUUGAGUUCUGUCAUUUUUUCAACGUUUGUCUAGGAUAGAUUGGCCUAGGGUUGUUGCUUGUUUAAGGCACUUAACAAGGUUGGCUAAUUUGCCUUUUACUUUUUUCCAUUUGAUCCAUCUCUACUCCCCUAAGCUUUUCCGACAUGGGAUCUUCACUUUAGUGGCGAGAAAUAAGAGAGUGCUAGUUAGCCUUGAGGAUGAUAAGGACCGUGGCUGGUAUGCCAGAUUUGUUGUUGCCCCUACUGUUGGUUUAGUAGGUGAAGAAAAUGUACCAUUCCCCGAAAAGUGGAAUUUUGCACAUAAGUUUUACUUUUGCAUUUUCCCUUUUUUUUUUUAUUUUGAAAGGAUUUAUUUUACCCGUAGUUGUUUAACUUUCUCUCUCUCUCUCUCUCUCUCUCUCUUUUAGCAACCAUGGGAACUGUUGAUGAGAUUCCCAAUUUUCGUAAUUGGGUAGAGAAGUUACUGACUGUUGCUCCGAUGGAAGGUAGAUCUUGGAAAAAUCUUUCACACAUAUUUGGUUGGAAGGUUAAAACUCAUGGUAAAUGCUUUACCCCCCUCCUUUUCAUAUUUUCAUUCAUCUUUUCCUUAGAAAUUAUUUGACCCUUCUUUUUAUCAGGGUUUCCUAUACGUUGUGUAAAUGCUGAAGUAGUUGCGGCUUCCAAAGUUUCUUUGGAAAGAGCUUAAGAUAUAAUCUUGAGUUCUUCAUCGAAAAGGAAGGCUGAUGCAACCUAAGAUUCUGAGGAGUAACAGGAUGGAAGCUCCUUGGUUAACAGGCCACGGGCCAGAAGACGCGUCUUUUCAGAUGAUGAAGCAAAUCCACCCCAUUCUGUUCCCAUAACCUAGCCUGUUAAAGCCACUUUGGUGAGAUCUGAUGAUGAUACUCCUACGGCAGCUCGUGACUUUGAUUAUAAGCUUUUCUCUCGUGGGUUUGGUAGUGAGAAUUUGGAUUUAGUUUUUGAUGAAGUACCCCUUGCUUCCUUUACCAUGCCUGUCCCUCUGGUGUGUUCUUUGCCAGUAGUUACCGCUACUGUUUCUUCUCCGCCCCAAGCUGUUAUGACUUCUUCUACAGUUCCCACUACUACCGUUCCUCGUACUAAAAUUGGUUCUUCUAGUGGAAGUGGAGAGAUGAAGCAGAUUACCAUUGAGGUCCCUGCCGAUGGUAAUCUUUUGAAAAAGUCAGGUCAGGCUGACGUAUGGUUGAAACCUUUGAUCGGUCCAGUCGAAAAGUUCAAGCUUGAGAGUCACAGCUCUUUGACUUGGAUGAAUGAUAUAGUGCAAUCGUCACUGAAGAUCAAUCUUAUUGGCACAGAGAUGAUGAAGAGGGUUUCUCAUACGGAGCAGUUAAUGCUUGAUUAUCAAAUUGAACCAGACAAUUGGAAAGAACAAUAAGAAAGUCUGCAACUUAAGAUGGAAGUUCUAGAAGAGAGCAAGUGUACCUUAGAGCAGCAGCUAAGAGUCAUGGCAUCGGAGCUAGCAGUUGAGAAGGCUUAUUCCAAUCAGGCUGGCAAGGAUAAAAAUCUCCUUGAGACAUCUUUUUCCGAGCAACUCUCCAAGGCCAGUGAAGAGAUUAGAGGAUUGAGGGCUUUACUGAACGAAAAAGAAGUUUAUGCAGGUGAACUUGUUCAGACCUAGACCUAGACCCAAGAGGAUCUUCGUGUAUCUUCCGAUAAGGUUAGAUUCUUAGAAAGUUCACUUGCCCCUUUGCAAUCCUUUUAUGAUGCUUCUUUGGCCGAGAAGGAAGAACUCAAAAAUGAGAUUGACCAAUAGGAGAAGGAUUAUGAAGCUCUCGAGGACAAAACUGCUAUUGAAGUGAGUUGGGCUAUCUUAAAUACAUGCCAUGAUACCCUAGUGGAGGCUAGCCAAGAAGGUUUUAAUUUGGAUGUUGAGUUGGCUAAGAUAAAGGAAACCAUUGAGAAAACUCAGCAAGACCAAAGUUUUUCUUCUCCUAUGGCUGAUACUCAUGAGUAUAUUGAAGCUAAUGUAGGCGUGGUGGAUGUCCCAGCUCCUUCAAAUCAAAUCGAGCCUGCUAAUGAUGCUGCUUUAGACUCUUCUUCUGCUCUCCAGUGAAAGUUUAUGAAGUUCCCUUUCUUUUUUUUGGUGGAAUGUGGUUUUACCCCUGGUCCCAUUUGGGGGUUCAGUUUUUGGAAAUGACAAGUCCCCAGACCUUUUUGGGGCAUUUUGUAAAAAUAUGACAAUCAGUUUAUGACUUAGUCUUAAUAUUAUAAAGUUUUUGUUUCAACUUAA